AUUGAUCUUUAGCCUACCGUACAUCGGUGCUGCUUAAAUUCUGCAUGCGUUCUCACCUCUUGUCUAUAUAAAAGCUAAUAACUGGUGCGUUACCCGAAGGCAGGGAACUAGAGGCUUCUCGGCCUUCUCUGACACGAAUCACCCCGACUCAUGCCAAUAAAUAACCGAGUUCCUCUGCAUUUCAAUAUCUAAACCCACACGACUUCACUCCUCCAACACAAUGCUCGCAUCUCUUCUCUCAGUAUCCAAAGGCUUUAGGACCGUUCUGUGCAAGAGACCGGUCGCACCGCAACGGAAUACGCGCUUCAAUCGUACCCCAGUCAGGCUCUGGAAACCCUCAGUCGACGCCUUCCUGGAACCCAACACGUCCACCUGGUGUGUACUGGAUUUCUGCACUGAGUAUCUAGAUGAAUGAAUGUCAGGCAAUACGUGGUUCACGAUCCU
Molecule: messenger RNA, 444 nt
Organism: Mycena citricolor
Lineage: Eukaryota; Fungi; Basidiomycota; Agaricomycetes; Agaricales; Mycenaceae
Source: the annotation of a GenBank genome assembly